Molecule: messenger RNA, 3129 nt
Organism: Symbiodinium natans
Lineage: Eukaryota; Dinophyceae; Suessiales; Symbiodiniaceae
Source: the annotation of a GenBank genome assembly
AUGGUGGCAUCGAAGAAGCGACCAGCAGCAGCAGCUGCCGUGAAGAGUGAUGAUGUCGGGAAGAAGAAUGGUGGCAGCGAGCAGCCAAAGAAGAAGUCCCUCAAGCAGGCGGUUGAGGACGUCAAGGAGGGGAUGAAGCAGUGGGUGGAGGAGGACCGAAACGAGGAGGGGUUGGUCACAAGCGAGCACAGAGACAAGGGGAAAGCAGAGAAAAUGAAAGCGAUGAGAAAGGCCGGGGCCUUGCCACCCUACAUCGUCGAUUUAUACGACCGGCAAGCGGAGUCGAAAGAAUCCCCACGUCGAUUCCGAACGAUGCUGGUGAACUCUUUGUUUACCCGGACAAAGAGUGGCAAGUACUGCCUCGACGACAAGGCCCCGAUGUUCCAGGAGGCCCGCACCGUCUACCAAAAGAAGUAUGGGUGCGAUGGCACGGAGUCGUACACCCGUCUGGUCAUGCAGGGAUUGUUUUUUCAAAACAAUCCGGAGGCCAUGGAGAAGGCCAUCCAGGCCAAGGAAGUCAUUGUCACCAAGGACGAGGAAGAUGGAACGGAGUUUUUUUCGUUUCGCAAACGGACAUCGGGGACAGAGAGGGGAAGCCACAGUGCCCUGACCAUCACGAGAGAGAAGAAGGGCAAGCAAGACCAAGCCCUGGAGCUGGAGGAUCUCUUCGGCAAGCUCGAGUGGAGCUACGACUUCAAGAAGGGCGACGAGAAGAAGAUCGUUCAGGGCGAGAAGAUCCCGCCAAGCAUGAGCAAGCUGCUCGACCAGGCUGCUGCGGCCCAAGUCCGGCUCGCUGGAGAGAGCAUGAAAGUGCUGAAGAAGCAACUCUGCUCAUGCAUCAAGCUCCCCGAGAACUCCGAGAAGUGGAACGGGCUGAAGCAGGAGACGGUGGCGUGCCAGAAGCUCCUGGCCGAUGUUCGCCACAUCAUCUCGUGGAAAGAAAUGCCAAACGGCAACGAGAUCACGAAGGAGAACUUCGAUGCUUUCAUGACUGACGUGGCAGCCAAGACGGUUGGUGCGAAAACUUUCCAGAAGCAGCAGGAGCCCACCAGCCUGAUGAGCGGGACAGUUCGUGAGGGAUACUUCGAGUUGGCCAGUGCGAGCUACAAUUUGGAGUUCUUCCUGCUUCGCAAUGCUCCUGUAUUUGAGGACGGCGAUGAUCAUGAUGAUGAUGAUGAUGAUGAUGAUGAAGACACGGAGGAGCCAGCAGAACGGCACCACCACCAUGGCAAGCCGAGCAUGUUGGCGAGGAAGCUGCUGGAGCUGUUCGCUUGGGGAGACAUGUCCCCCCAGCUUGUGCAAAGCUUGGCAGAGGCUGGACUGAAAGACAGCCUAAGUGCCUUGGAAGAGCAUGGCCUGCACAACAGCACCUCUUCUUCGUCCCGGGAGGGCCAGGUUUUGGCCCCGGCAGCCUUGGAGGGGUCUUGCUUGUACGAACUUUCGGAGCUGGCAGCUAUCGGAGCUCGAGGCCGGUACAAGAACAAAUGCUACGGCGACUUGAUGGCAAAAGCCGAGCCGAUGAUCAGGCUUGCUGCUCCUUAUCAGGUCAGGCUAAAUUUUUCCAACCCACCUGGUGAGCACCUUCAGGAAAUGAUGCUGCCCCAUGAGCUGUUCGCUACAAUGUUCGAGUUUGAAAGGCCCAGCUUUGAUGCCAACAUUUCGGGCACGGCCGAGACGAGAGCUAUGUUCUGGGAAAGAAUGCGGACAGUGCCACACCCCUGCUGGCCUACUCAUCCGGUCCAACACAGGGACCUGACUUUCGCGAUACCGGUGUCGGUGCAUGGAGAUGAGGUUCCGAUAAGCGGCAUCGGAAAACAGUGGGCGAAAAAGAUGCUGAAUGUUUCCUGGUCAAGCCUCACUGGAAACAAAAGCACGAAAAGCAGCCAGUACUGGUCCUUCGCCUUGAUCGAGAAGACUGGCAUUGCACAGGGACCCCGAAAGACGGUGACGAUGAUGUGGAAGAUACUGGCAUGGUCGCUUCGUGCAUUAUGGUCUGGGUACUGGCCCACGACGGACUAUGAGGGCAGGGAGCGACGAGUUGGCAUGAAGAUGGGACUGGCAGGAAAUGCAUGCGUUUUACAGUGUUUUCAGCUGAUGGCAGGUGAGUUUCCGACCGGUACUUUGCAAGCUUGCAAAGCUGGCCAGCCACUUGCAAAAGGCUUUUUUGGCGUUUGCUGGGCAGUGCUGGGCGACUUGGACUACUAUGUUGCGGGUUUAAACCUGCCCUCUUACAACAAUUCAAACAUGCCCUGCAGCCUUUGUCGCUGCUCGUUGUCUGGGCCAGCGACUUGGUCCAACUUUACAGCUGGGGCCCCGUGGCGAGCAACCAUGUGGACCCCCGAGACAUGGCAUGCCUGGGAAGGCAAGUCAACCAACCCCCUCUUCCAGGAGGUUCCUGGAAUGAGUGUGCUGCAGGUUUGUUGCGAUUACAUGCACAGUAAGUACCUUGGGACGGACAUGGUGCAGUUCGGAAGCAUUCUGAUGAUACUUUGCUUUGAGCUGAUGCAUCGCACGCCGGAGGACAACUUGAUGUCAUGUUGGAGACAUAUCCGUGAGUAUUACAGGAUUCACAACACCCCUGUCCGGUUCAGGUCCAUGACUCGGUUGACAAUGUUCGUGCGAAAAAGUGGGGGGCCGAAACUAAGAGGCAAGGCGGCAGAGAUCCGGCAUUUUGCCGAGGUCUUGCUGUCACUGUGGCAAAGCCAGUGCGACAACACACAGCUGCUGCAUCGAAAAAUAACAUUGUUGCUGAAGAAGAAUGUCAUGAUGGAACGGCUGAUGACAGAACACCGCGACAAACUCUUUUUCGAGGACGACGAGGCUCGAGCAUUCGAAGAGGCAUGCUCCGACAUGUUGCUGUUGCAUGCCGAUCUUGCGAAGUACUAUGCUGGUUUGGGCAAACAAUACUUUUCCUUGACGAGCAAGACACACAUGUUACAACAUGCUGCCCUUCUGAGCAAAUGCCUGAGUCCUCGCUUGGUUUGGUGUUUCGUCGGGGAAGAUUUUCAACAGAAAGCUCAAAGGCUUGCCUCCAUGAGUUUGAAAGGCAACACAGGAGUGUAUGCUGUGAACAAGAUGUUUCGGCAUUACAGGCUCGGUCUGAGCCUUCUAUUUGAUGCUGCAUCGUGA